This is a messenger RNA of Peromyscus leucopus (white-footed mouse), 1154 nucleotides long. Its product is annotated as RAD52 motif-containing protein 1-like. Gene Ontology annotation, molecular function: RNA binding. The record is from RefSeq and is a predicted model, not a curated record. NCBI's taxonomy places the organism in Eukaryota, Metazoa, Chordata, Mammalia, Rodentia, Cricetidae. Gene Ontology annotation, cellular component: nucleolus.
GUUCGCGGUAGUUUCUUGCGCAGGCGCAGUGGCUUCACCAUGGCGGAAUUGAUUUCUUUCGUGGUUCCCACCCAGAGUGACAAAGUUUUGCUGGUGUGGGAGCUGAGCGCUGGUCCCCCAGCCGAGGCCUUAAGACAUUCUCUGUCUGCAGCGUUCUCCCAGUUUGGCCUUCUGUAUUCAGUCCGAGUCUUCCCGAACGCCGCGGUGGCCCGCCCCGGCUUCUACGCCAUCAUCAAGUUUUACUCGUCAAGGGACGCGCAGAGAGCCCAAAGGGCCUGCGACGGGAAGCCUCUCUUUCAGACUUCGCCAGUGAAGGUUCGUCUCAGCACUAGACAUAAGGCCCUGCGACAUCAGGCCUUUGCCCUAAACAGCUCACGGUGUCAGGAACUGGCAAAUUUCUACUUUGGCUUCAAUGGAUGGUCAAAAAGGAUCCUCAAGCUGCAGGAGCUCCCUGGAGCGGAGGACGAGGCCUUGCGGCCCGGGCGGAAGCAGAGCCUCAAGUUCUUCUGUGCUGUUGAGGUGGUGCUGCCGGCCUAUGGAUGCAGGAGCCCUGGAGUCAGCAUCGCUGACGAGCCUCUGCACCAGCUGGAAGAAGGACAGCCAUCGUUUCUCAUGAGGAGGAAGACCGCUCAGAAGCUCGCGAUCCAGAGCGCCUUGUCAGACGCCUUCCAGAAGCUGGCCAUCGUGGUUUUAGAAAGUGGCAAGGUCGCGGUGGAGUACAUUCCCAGUGAAGAGUCCAUAGAUGCCGAAAGUGAGGAAGAGCUACAGAGUUUAAUCCAGGUCAGCUCCUUUCCUUGGAAUCAGCCCGGCCAAAGGGAGGAGGAAUGUCUCUCCGAUUUCAGCUUGGAAGAGGAAGAACCCGAGCUGAUACCAGGGUCUCUUGGCAGAUAUACCCUGAAUCAGAUCAGUGGUCUGUUCCACCCCAGAAUGUGCCCUGCUAGCCAACUCGAAUCCCAAGGCUCUCAAAGGUGGUUCCGGUGCUAGGAGGGAUCAGAACAGGGCUCUGCUGAAAGAAUCGGUGUCGGCUCAGGACCCCCAAGACCAAGUUCUCAGGACAAAGGAGAUUUAUCUGCCCCAGAAGGACAAAGAACAGGGAAUAAGAGACAAAGACAGGAGACAGAGGAUGAAGGGGAAAGGAAUGGGUGGGGGGGGGG